Molecule: messenger RNA, 2485 nt
Organism: Closterium sp. NIES-67
Lineage: Eukaryota; Viridiplantae; Streptophyta; Zygnematophyceae; Desmidiales; Closteriaceae
Source: the annotation of a GenBank genome assembly
CACAAAACUCUCUCCAUGGUGGCUUCUCCUUUCAGCCGCCAACUGCACCAGCUCCGCCGUCAAGCACCAAUAUCCGGCAUGAGGUUACCCUGACAUUGCCGCGUGGUAGCUCUAACGUGACGAUGUGAUUGCAUACGGAGUGUGCUUGUGUCGCAAUGCCAUCGCGCCGGGACCAAGCCACGCCAUGGCAGCGCCUCCGCUCGCGCGUGUUCCGCGUGCAAGAGGUCCACACCCUCUUCGCCGGCUCUGGCGCUCGAGAUGACACGUGGCACUCGCCCCGAUCCCCGCAUCCCAGGUCGACGCGUAAAGGCAGGGAUAGGAGGUCUGGGGAAGCGGAGAGCGCGGAAGCGGCGGAAUGGGGUGGCGGGAGUGGCGGGGAAGCGGCGGAAUGGAGUGGCGGGAGUGGCGGGGAGGCGACACUGAAGCGGUCGCUGGGAUGGGCGGACACGAUCUCGCUGGGCGUCGCCAGCAUCAUCGGCGCGGGCGUGUUUGUGAUCACAGGGGUGGCGGCUCGGGACCACGCCGGCCCCGCUGUCAUCCUCUCCUACCUCCUCUCUGCCACGUCAGCACUCCUGUCCGCACUCUGCUACACCGAGUUUGCCGUCCACCUGCCCGUGGCGGGUGGCGCCUUCUCCUAUCUCAUGGUCACGCUGGGCGAGCUCCCAGCCUUUAUCACUGUAGCGAAUCUCCUUAUGGAGUACAUUCUCUCCAACGCCGCAGCUGCCCGGGGCCUCUCAGCCUACUUCGCCGGCUUCCUCGGGCAGGACCCGGACUUUUUCCGGCUGCCCAUGCCAGCCUGGGGAAUCACCCUGGAUUUUGUUGCACUGGGGCUAAUCAUGUCCCUGUCGGCCCUUGUAGCGUACGGAACCCAGGAGUCUUCAUACUUCAACUUCCUUGCUUCCGGUCUCAGCAUGGUAGCCAUUGUCAUCAUCAUCGUUGCUGGAUUCACAGCAGGCAGCAUCGCCAACGUCACCACCUCCUUUGCUCCCUUCGGCUUCCAAGGCAUGCUGGACGCGGCCGCCCUCGUCUACUUCUGCUUCAUCGGCUUCGAUGCGGUUACCACGCUUGCAGAAGAAGUCGCGAAUCCGGCCGUCGAUCUUCCAGUGGGAAUUGUCGGAUCGGUGGCUGUGGUUGCGCUGAUCUACGGCUUCAUGGCGCUCUCUCUCUGUCUCCUCGUGCCCUACACCCAAAUCGACCCCGACGCUCCAUUCUCCUCCGCGUUGCGCCACCUGCCGGGGUGGGAUUGGGCGGCAGGGGCGGUGGCAGCAGGGGCUCUGCUGGCCAUAGUGACGGCGGUGCUUGUGGGGUUGAUGGGACAGGCUCGGAUCGUGCUGGUGGUGGCUCGGGCUGAGCUGCUGCCGAAGCAGCUUGCUUCGGUGUCGCCUGUGACCCGCACGCCUCUCGUUGCCACGGUUGUUCUCGGCAUUGCAACAGGUGUCAUUGCACUACUGGUGGACCUGGAGACGCUAGCCAGCAUGGUGUCCAUCGGCACGCUGCUCAUCUUCCUCAUGGUCGCCCUCGCCCUCCUGCUGCACCGCUACCACCCCCGCGUUCUCCUCCCUGCGCCCGCCUCCCACCACACCCGCGUUGCACUCCCCGCGCCCCCCUCCUACCACCCCCGUGCUGUGUUGCCUUCCCCGCCUCCUCACACCACCAACCCUGGCUCUGUCGUGGGCGGGGCAGCUGCUGACACAGAAGCAGAUGAAGGAGCAGAAGAACCCACAGCAGCAGACGAUCAAGCGCCCUUAGUGGCAAACGGGUUUCACUCACAGCCUCAUGAUUCCAGCCCACAAGAACUGCUCUCCCCUCGUGCACACAAGCCCACAGCUGCAAGGAAGCAGGAAGAAAGUGGAAAGCAUGUGGGCGGAAAACCUAAAGAAGGGCAAGGACACGGGCAGGGCAGCGGAGAGUCCAUGGGGGUGGUGCUGACUCGCCUGGGUGUGAUGGUUGGGGGUGCUGCUGGAGUGGCCGUGGCGUUCCGAGUGCUCCAGGGCAACACUGCAGCCGUGCUGCUCUCCGCUCUGCUCUGGGCUGCUGCCACUGCCUCCCUUGCGCGCUGCAGGGAGGCAGAGGCGACUCGAGUGUUCUCAGUGCCCUUUUCCCCGUGGCUGCCUGCCCUCUCCAUCCUCGUUAAUGUGCUCCUCCUUGCCUCACUAGACGCCUCCGCCUUCAUCCGCUUUAUAGUCUGGUCCGCUAUAGUCACAAUCGGGUAUGUCCUUAUGGUGCUACUAAGCCGUGAGCCCAAGGGGGACCAUGGGUCCAUGGCACUGUCAUCAGCACGCUCACCAGCAAGGGCCAGAGAGAUUGCUGAAGCAGUAGACAUGCAAGAGGAAGUGGCUGAUUCAAAUGACAUGGGGGAUGUAGAAUUCACACCUCUGGUUACCCAUCCGCAAACAUGAGACUCCCUACAUGUCAUUUGUCUGCAUUUAUACUUCGCAAUGUACAGUGAGUUGCAUCUGCUUCUAGCAACGCUAUGCAGCAUUGU